Cydia amplana is the source of this 729-nucleotide messenger RNA. Its product is annotated as ubiquitin carboxyl-terminal hydrolase isozyme L3-like. NCBI's taxonomy places the organism in Eukaryota, Metazoa, Arthropoda, Insecta, Lepidoptera, Tortricidae. The coding region runs from base 8 to 691 and encodes 227 amino acids. Gene Ontology annotation, cellular component: cytoplasm. The record is from RefSeq and is a predicted model, not a curated record. The transcript has a single exon. Gene Ontology annotation, biological process: protein deubiquitination; ubiquitin-dependent protein catabolic process. Gene Ontology annotation, molecular function: cysteine-type deubiquitinase activity.
AAUAAAAAUGGAAGCACUUCCAAUGGAGUCGAACCCCGAUACCAUGAACAAGUACUUACAAAAGUUAGGGGUACCCGAUAACUGGCGGAUGGUGGACGUCAUAGGGCUCGAAGACGAGGCCCUGGGAUGGGUGCCGCGACCUGUUCUUGCCGUGGUCCUGCUGUUCCCGCUCUCGGAAGCUUACGAAGUGCACCGCACUAUAGAAGAAUCCCAGUUGCGAACCACGGCCGAAGAGCCUCCUAAAAACGUCUUCCAUCUUAAACAAGUCCUAAGUAACGUGUGCGGCACCAUUGCGCUCGUACACAGUAUCGCCAACAACGUCCAUAAUAUACAACUCGCUGAUGGGCUUCUGAAGAAUUACAUUGAUGAAGCCCAAGACCUGAACUCCGCGGCCAAAGGAGAGCUUCUAGAAAGAUCUACUGCGAUCCUAGAGGCUUACAAACAAUUAGUCCGCACCUCUAGCCACGAAGCUGGGCAAACCGAAGAACCUGUGAACUACCACUUCGUCACCUUCAUUCAUAAGGACGGCCAUCUGUACGAGUUGGACGGGCGUAAGGACCAGCCUAUCGACCAUGGACCCACCACUCCAGAAAGGGUCUUGGAGGACGCCGCUAAGGUUUGCCGUGAAUUUAUCGAAAGAGAACCAGACAACAUUGGUUUCAAUGUUGUGGCUCUAGUACCGGCUCAGUAAUACCUACCACUUAUUUGUUAAUUAAACACUUAUUUUUC